UUUUCUUUUUCUUUCUUUAUUACUAUCUUUCAAGUAUAUGGACGCAUCUUUGUUUGGAUCUGCAAUAAAUCUCCAACUACUGGGGUUGUAUAAUUUUAGUUUUGGUUGUGAGAAGCAGCUCAUCGUUGCUAUACAAUUGCUUCAAAAAUGCCCCAACCUAUGUGAACUGGGAAUUCUGGCAGAUGAGGAUCUAGAGAUGCUUAAAACAAUCAAGAUUGAAUCAUUUAGUGGAUCCAUAGUCGAAAUGCUUUUUGUGAGAAUGCUGCUUUCAAAAUCCCCUGCACUAGAGAGAGUUAUUAUUUCAAAAUCCUUUGUAGCGGUCAAAAGCCUAAAGGUGUUGUUGCAUUUUCCUCGUGCAUCUCCAAAAGCCCAAAUUGUUUGCAUGGAACACGAACUAUUUGAUUACACAUGGUUUUAACCUUGUAAGAAUUUAGUAUGAUGAAGCUCCAUGGGUUCAGUUUGGAUGCAACCUAUAUAUAGAGUGAAUAUAUUUGGCAAUCAUGAUUUUCUUUUUUCUUAAUUUCCUCAUGGCUGUACUUAAUUUUCAUUUCAUGUUGAGUUGUAGAGAUGUUUAUCUAAUGAGAUAAGAUUUUUGGAGUAUCUUAUU
Molecule: messenger RNA, 607 nt
Organism: Ipomoea nil (Japanese morning glory)
Lineage: Eukaryota; Viridiplantae; Streptophyta; Magnoliopsida; Solanales; Convolvulaceae
Product: F-box/FBD/LRR-repeat protein At1g13570-like
Exons: 2
Coding region: 38-418 (126 amino acids)
Source: RefSeq, a predicted model, not a curated record